Messenger RNA from Gloeophyllum trabeum ATCC 11539, 756 nucleotides. RefSeq lists its product as uncharacterized. The coding region runs from base 1 to 756 and encodes 251 amino acids. NCBI's taxonomy places the organism in Eukaryota, Fungi, Basidiomycota, Agaricomycetes, Gloeophyllales, Gloeophyllaceae. The record is from RefSeq and is a predicted model, not a curated record. The transcript is spliced from 3 exons.
AUGGAAGACCUACCUCUCGCUGCUGAUACAAUAGGAAUGUUGUUCGAGGGCACGGAGUUUCCCAAGGACAGGAGAGAUAUUCGCGUAGGUGGCACCGACGAUGAACACGCGAAUGGUGAAACUGGACGUGAAAGAAACGUGUCGCUCUUGCACAAAACUUUCGACGCCUUGACUAUACGCGGCGGACACACCGGUUCACGGUCUUUGAAGGAGGACAAAGAAUUGUCCACAUCAAGAGAAGACAGGCCCGCUCUCCUGAAGGGAUGGAAGCUGGAAAGCGUAGAAGAGUACGCCAAGCGGAUCGGCAAGGACGUGAAAGUGGUGAGAGCGGAGAUGCUCCGGGACUUCGAAGAGUACCUCGCUAACAAAGCAAAUAACCCACCUAGCGGGUACCAGCUGCCCAUCGUAUUCCGGCCACCGUCGCCGGUGAGCCACCCCCAAGAAUCGCAAGUGACAGUGACCAAAGCGAAACAACACAGUGUGGAGCAUCGUCGGGCGGUUGAAUCGGUUGAACACUACUACGACCAUGCAUCCACGUCCGACGAUGAGAGCCUGGAGCUGGAAUAUUACGAGCUCGUUUCGCCGGAGAAAGAACAACGGGAUGAUACCGUAGCUGACGACGGCGGGAGGGGACGAAAUCCAAGAUCCUCUAUUGACCAUAAGCAGGCGAUCUCACCGCUCGCUACGCCGGACUUUAGAUACCUGGCAGACCGAAACGUCUCCGGCGGGUGGGCGGGAGCGUCGGACCUCGAGUAG